Molecule: messenger RNA, 6718 nt
Organism: Corvus hawaiiensis (hawaiian crow)
Lineage: Eukaryota; Metazoa; Chordata; Aves; Passeriformes; Corvidae
Gene: COL18A1
Product: collagen type XVIII alpha 1 chain
Exons: 42
Coding region: 199-5565 (1788 amino acids)
Cellular component (GO): basement membrane
Molecular function (GO): protein binding
Source: RefSeq, a predicted model, not a curated record
UGGGGAGAGGAGGGCUUGGCCACCCCGCCCCCUGCUCCGCUCCGGUUUGAAGGGUCGAGCGCCGGAGCCGGGGAGGAGAGAGCGAUGUGACUGCUCCGAGAGCCUGGCCAGGGCAAAGCUCCUGCCUCUUCCCUCCUUUCCUUCCUCCACCCUCUCCGCUCCGCUCUCGGGAGCAACGGAGCCCGUUUCCCCUUCCCCAUGGCCCCACCUCGCCUGGGGUUUCUGCUCCUCCUGGCUGGCUGCUUCUCCUGCUCCGAAGCACAGCUCCUGGACUGGGUUUGGGACAGCACGAAGACCACGGGAAGCCCAGCAGCUGCCGGCGAGGGAAUCCUGGCGUCAGAGCCGCCAACCUCAGCGGCAGCUCCGGCUCCCAGCCCGUCCCCAGGGACGUGGGGUGGCGAGGUGGCGGGGAGUGUCACCACCUCACAGCGGCAGGAGGCAGGUCCAGCAGCGCCUGUGGGUGAGGGAACCGCAGCCAAAGGCACGGGACAGUGGGACAGGAAUGCCACAGGGCUGCUGGAGAGCACGGCACAGCCAAGCAUUGCUCCUCCCCACAGCACGUCACCUGCCCCGGGACAGCAGGCGGCCAGCAGCCCCACCGAGGACCCCCAGCUUCAGGGGACAGGGGCCACUGAGGAGCUGCAGCUCCUGGGGUCAGGGACCAGCAAGGACCCGCAGCUCCUGGGGACAGGGAUCACUGAGCACCUGCAGCUCCUGAGGAUGAGGACCACCAAAGACACCCAGUUCCUGGGGUCAGCAACCUCCAAGGAUCCACAGCUCCUGCACUCAGGGACCACUGAGGAUCUGCAGGUCCUGAGGAUGGGGACCACCGAGGACCCCCAGCUCCUGGGGUCAGGGGCCACUGAGGACCUGCAGCUGCUGGGGUUGGGCACCACUGAGGACCCACAGCUCCUGGGGACGAGUACCACAGACCUGCAGCUCCUGGUGACGGGGAGCACCAAGGACUCACAGCUCUUGGGGGCAUGGACCACUGAGGACCUGCAGCUCCUGGGGACAGGAACCACUGAGAAUCUGCAGCUCCUGGCAAUGAGGAACACAGAGGACCCAGAGCUCCUGAGGACAGUGGCCACUGAGGACCCACAGCUCCUGCAGGUGCUGACCACUGAGAGCUCAGAGCUCCAGGGGACAGUGACCACUGAGGACCCACAGCUCCUGAGGGUGCUGACCACUGACAACCCACAGCUCCCAGGGAACACUGAGGACCCACAGCUCCUGAGGACACUGACCACUGACAACCCACAGCUCCCAGGGAACACUGAGGACCCACAGCUCCUGAGGACACUGACCACUGACAACCCACAGCUCCCAGGGAACACUGAGGACCCACAGCUCCUGAGGACGCUGACCACUGAGGACCCACAGCUCCCAGGGAACACUGAGGACCCACAGCUCCUGAGGACGCUGACCACUGAGGACCCACAGCUCCUGGGGAUGCUGACCAGUGAGAAUUUGCAGCUCCUGGCGAUGAGGAGCACCAAGGACCCGCAGCUCCUGAGGACAGUGACCACCGAGAACCCAGAGCUCCUGGGGACAGGGACUCCCACAGCAGUGGAGACACAGGUGUCCUUGCAGAGACCAGCGGGUCCCCAGCCAGAGAGCCUGAAUGCCGAGGUCAGCCUGCUGGAGCUGAUCGGGGACCCGCCGACGGAGGAGAUCCACAGAAUUUACGGCCCCGACAACAACCCUGGCUACGUCUUCGGUCCCAACGCCAACACGGGCCAGGUGGCCCGGUACCACCUGCCGAGCCCUUUCUACCGGGACUUCUCGCUGCUGUUCCACAUCCAGCCCACCACGCCCCGGGCCGGCGUGCUCUUUGCCGUCACGGACUCCUCGCAGAGCAUCAUCUACGUGGGCGUCAAGCUCUCGGAGCUGCGGGCAGGCCAGCAGCAGAUCAUCUUCUACUACACGGAGCCGGGCUCGCCCAGCUCCUACCCGGCCGCCACCUUCACCGUGCCCACCCUGCUCAACCAGUGGACGCGCUUCGCCAUCAGCGUGGAGGAGGAGGAGGUCAUCCUGUACCUGGACUGCGAGGAGCACGAGCGCGUCCACUUCGAGCGCUCCCCGGAUGAGAUGGAGCUGGAAGAGGGCUCCGGGCUCUUUGUCGCUCAGGCUGGAGGGGCUGACCCGGAUAAAUACCAGGGGGUGAUUGCGGAUUUGAAGCUCCGAGGGGACCCACGGGCAGCCGAGCGCCAGUGCGAGGAAGAGGAGGAUGACGCGGAGGUCUCUGGGGAUUUUGGCAGCGGGAUGGAACGUGGACAGCAACCCUCGGGCAAGGUGGAGGGUGUUCCAGGGCUGGUGGACGCUGUCCCCGUCACCUCCCCCCCCGUGGCGGGGGCCAGCGGCCCGAGGAGUGGCGGGGGGUCCCUGCAGCAGGCCGAGAGGACCGGGGCGGAGGAGACGCUGCAGGUCUCCACGGGAGGCACCGGCCGGAAAGGCGAAAAGGGGGAGAAGGGUGAACGCGGCUUGAAGGGGGACUCAGGGACCGGUGGCAUCGUGGGGCCAGGCAGUGUCAAGGGUCAAAAGGGGGAGAAGGGAGACCUGGGCGUCAAGGGCAGUGCUGGAUUUGGCUACCCUGGCUCCAAGGGACAAAAAGGAGAGCCAGGUGACCCUGGACCACCUGGGACCCACUCUCAGCACGCUGAUGGCUCGGUGGUGGAGCAGGUCACCGGCCCCCCUGGGCCACCAGGGAAGGAUGGAGCCCCUGGCAGGGACGGCGAGCCUGGAGAUCCUGGCGAGGACGGCAAACCCGGUGAAAUGGGGCCCGCAGGGUUCCCCGGGAUGCCGGGGGAGCCAGGCCAGAAGGGGGAGAAGGGUGACCCAGGCGUGGGGCCGAGGGGACCCCCUGGACCACCCGGCCCUCCGGGACCACCAGGACCCUCCUCCAAGAGUGACAAGCUGACCUUCAUCGACAUGGAGGGCUCUGGCUUCGGCGGUGACCUGGAGAGCCUGCGGGGUCCACGAGGGCCACCUGGUCCCCCAGGGCCGCCUGGCGUGCCCGGUUUGCCAGGGGAGCCAGGACGGUUUGGGAUGAACCGCACGGACCUGCCGGGACCACCGGGGCUGCCGGGCAGGGAUGGGAACCCCGGGACCCCGGGGCCAGCGGGUCCUCAGGGUCCUCCAGGAAGAGACGGGGAGGCCGGGCAGCCGGGGCCCAAAGGAGAGCGGGGCGACGUGGGUGACCUCGGCCUCCCUGGCCUGCCUGGACCCAAGGGCAACAAAGGGGAGAUGGGACCAGCAGGACCCCCAGGAGAAAUGGGCUUAGCUGGCCUUCCCGGGCCCAUCGGACCCCGAGGGCAGCCUGGGCCCCCCGGCCCCCCGGGCCCACCGGGGCCAGGCUACGAGGCUGGAUUUGGUGACAUGGAGGGCUCAGGGCUGUCAUUCGCCCCGGGACCACCUGGACCUGAAGGACCACAGGGUGUGCCAGGACUGCCGGGGAUGAAGGGAGAGGUCGGCAGCCCCGGACAGCCCGGCUUGCCAGGACCAAAGGGAGAUGCCGGCAUGCCUGGCGUGGACGGCCGCCCUGGCCUGGAGGGCUUCCCUGGGCCACAGGGACCCAAAGGUGACAAAGGCAGCACCGGUGAGAAGGGAGAGCGAGGCCAAGAUGGUGUGGGGCUGCCCGGCCCCCCCGGCCCACCUGGUCCCCCUGGACAGGUCAUCACUGUGUCCAGUGAAGAUAAAUCCUUGGUGGCUGUUCCUGGUCCAGUGGGCAGACCAGGCCACGCUGGCUUCCCGGGUCCGGUGGGACCAAAAGGAGACCAGGGGUCAGCUGGUCCCCAGGGCGCCCCGGGGUUGAAGGGGGAGAAGGGGGAGCCCGGCGUCACCAUCAGCCCUGACGGGACCGUGGUCACCGCCAAGGUGAAAGGAGAGAAGGGGGAGCCGGGGCUGCGGGGCCCGAUGGGACCAUCGGGUCCCCCGGGACGAGCAGGGAUGAAGGGAGAGAUCGGCUUUCCGGGCAGACCCGGACGUCCCGGCAUGAAUGGGCUGAAGGGCGAGAAGGGCGACCCCGCGGACGUGCUGGGCUUGCAGGGUCCCCCAGGCCCCCCAGGACCCCCUGGGCCCCCUGGGCCACCUGGUAGCAUAGCCUACAGCAAUGGCAAUACCUUCAGCGACUCCGGCCACCCGGCGUUCCCCGGUUUCCACCAGUUCCCAGGACAAAAGGGAGAGAAAGGUGACACCGGACCCCCAGGACCUCCAGGCCACUUUCCCUAUGACCCGAGUCACUUCGGUGCCAGCCUGCGGGGUGACAAGGGGGAUGCAGGUCCCAAGGGUGAGAAGGGCGAGCCAGGCAGCACCCCACUCUAUGGUCCUGGAGUCUCUGGACUGCCAGGGCCUCCAGGGCCCCAGGGAUACCCCGGGCUGCCGGGUCCCAAGGGGGACAGUAUCGUUGGGCCACCGGGGCCUCCAGGACCUCAGGGUCCCCCUGGUAUCGGAUACGAGGGGCGGCAGGGCCCUCCUGGCCCCCCUGGCCCCCCUGGUCCGCCCGGGCCACCCUCCUUCCCAGGUCCCCACAGACAAGCUGUCAGCAUCCCUGGACCCCCGGGACCACCAGGACCCCCCGGACCUCCAGGCAGCAGCGGGAUGUCCUUGGGGCUCCGGGCCGUGCCCACGUACCAGGCGAUGCUGAGCGCCGCGCUCGAGCUGCCUGAAGGCAGCCUCGUCUUCCUGACCGACCGGCAGGAGCUCUACGUCCGCCUGCGCGGGGGCUUCCGCAGGGUGCUGCUGGAGGAGCACAACGUGAUCCCCAGCUCGGCUCUGGACAAUGAGGUGUACGACAAGCCGCCCACCCUCCACUACGCUGGCCCCCAGCCCCGCGGGCCCCUGCACCCCCUCCGCAACCACGUCCCUCCGGCCACCGCCCGUCCCUGGCGUGGGGACGAGGUGGUGGCUAACCAACACCGCCUGCCCGAGCAGCCCCUGCUCCACCACCAGCACGAGCUCAUCAAUGGUUACUACAUCCACCGCCGGCCAGAUCCCGCCCCCGUGGCCGCCCACGUGCACCAGGACUUCCAGCCCGCCCUUCACCUGGUGGCCCUGAACACCCCGCUGAGCGGCGGCAUGCGCGGCAUCCGGGGCGCCGAUUUCCAGUGCUUCCAGCAGGCCCGGCAGGUGGGGCUGGCCGGCACCUUCCGCGCCUUCCUCUCCUCGCGCCUGCAGGAUCUCUACAGCAUCGUGCGCAGGGCCGACCGCGCCGCCGUCCCCAUCGUCAACCUCCGGGAUGAAGUGCUCUUCAAUAACUGGGAAGCCCUUUUCACGGGCAGCGGGGCUCCGCUGCGAGCUGGCACCCGCAUCCUCUCCUUCGAUGGCCGGGAUGUCCUGCGGGAUGCGGGAUGGCCGCAGAAGAGCGUCUGGCACGGCUCGGAUACGAAGGGCCGGCGCUUGCCCGAGAGCUACUGCGAGACGUGGCGGACUGAGGAGCGUGCGGUCACCGGCCAGGCUUCCUCCCUGGCCGCUGGAAAACUGCUGGAGCAGGCGGCCAGCAGCUGCCAGCAUGCCUUCAUUGUCCUCUGCAUCGAGAACAGCUUCAUGACCGCCGCCAAAAAGUGACACGCGCCCUGGCGCCCCCUGAGUCCCCCCGUGUCCCCAGGGAGGGUCGGGCCAGCCUGCACCCCGGCACCCCUGGGCCCCUCAGCCCCCUCCACGCGCCUGCUCUCGCCCCGCAGGGUUUCCUUCUCCCGCAGACCUGAAGCCAAAGAGUAUUUUCAUGGCCCCUGCUCUGGGUUGGCAGGGGCUCAGGUCCCACCUGGGGCAGGGCAGCCAUGGGCUGGCGGCCUUCCUCCUCCUCCUCCUCCUCUCACUCCUCUUCUAACUCCUAAUAUUUAACCACUUCAGCUUGUUCCCCUCCCUGCUCGGAUGCUCUUUUUGGGGUGGCUGGGUGGGACGAUGCUCGGCAGGGAGAGUUCAGUGCGGGCUGUCCCCCUCAGAAGCCCGUGGGGGCUCUCUCACCAGCCUCCCAGCCCCGCGCUGUCCUCACCAGGAGCUUGGGGUUGGACCCAAAUCCCUGCUGCUGAGGCCAUGGGGUCUUCUCCAGCCAAAACCCCAGCACCGCACCCAUGGGACUUUCUCUUGGCAGUGCUGGGGCUCCCCCAGAUGGUCUCCAUCCUCCCCAGGUAAGGCUCAUCCCAUCAUCAUCCUCACCUCCACCUCUCAGCCAGCAGAGCUCUGGUGGGGGUCCGGUCUCCCCCAUCCCCUCCAUGCACCCUGGGGACCGCCGGCUGUGCCCUCACAGCCCAGGUACAGCCACAGCCAGCCCAGCACAGGUACUGGGGUGACAGGGUGGCCCUGAGGCGUGGGCAGCUGUGCCCUUGGCAUGUGUUUCUGUGUGUGUGUGCGUGUUGAGCACGUGUGGCACUGCCACCCCCCCUCGCCGUGCCACCUUUGCUGGGCUCAAAUGGCGAAGGCGCAGCAAAGCUGGUUGGAAUUGGUGUGGGCAAAUCCAAGGUGCUAAAAGAAAAAAAAACAAAAAAAAAAAAAAGAAGAGAAAAAGGAGAAAUUUGUAACUAGCUUUUUUUGUUAUUGUAUGGAAAUGAUUACCAUAAAAGCUGUGCGAGUCACACGGCCUCUAUUUCUUACAGUCUACUGUACUUUGUGUAAUUAAUGCAAUUUAAAGCCUGUGGAUCUUUAUAUUUUUUUUUUGGUCAUCCGUUGUGUCCUAUAAACCAUUUUCUAAAGGCACUGAAUAAAGAAACAUCCUCUUGUA